AGAAAGGAAUUCUACAAUAUAUCUCGAUUUCCUGGAGUCAUCGGAUGUAUCGAUGGGACACAUGUACGGAUACAGGCACCAUCAGACAACGAACCUGCCUUUGUCAAUAGGAAAGGCUACCAUUCGAUCAACGUUCAAGCAGUGUGUGACAGCCAAGGUAUGAGUAACGUGCGGCAACACCUGGAAACACACCAUACGACUCUACAAGACGGCGUUAUUCUCGGUGACAGUGGAUACGCAUGUCGUCCGUAUUUGAUGACUCCGUAUCUAAAGCCAUCUAGCCCCGAGCAAGAGCGAUUCAACUCUUCCCAUAAAAGGACAAGGUCAACCACAGAAAGAGCAUUUGGGUGGCUCAAA
Haliotis rufescens (red abalone) is the source of this 357-nucleotide messenger RNA. RefSeq names its product putative nuclease HARBI1. The transcript has 2 exons. Lineage: Eukaryota; Metazoa; Mollusca; Gastropoda; Lepetellida; Haliotidae. The annotation marks the transcript as partial. The record is from RefSeq and is a predicted model, not a curated record.